AUGUCGACGGGCUCUUCCUUAUCCCCUUCUCUUCCUCCCUCGGGCCCCGCGCCCUCCUUGUUCCCGCCGCCGACGGCUUUGACAGUCUUCCUCGUGGCGGCUUUCUUCGGCAUUUUGCUGUAUGGCUCAAGUCUCCACCAGACGUACAAGUACGCCCGUUCGUUCCCUAAAGACUUGAUCUCCAUCAAGCUACUGGUCCUUCUCGUGAUACUGCUCGAGACUUUCCAUGCCAUCCUGACGGUGCAUUCCAUCUACUUCUACCUCAUCGAAAACUACUUCCGUCCGGAGUCUCUGUUGCAUGGAGUGUGGUCGCUUAACGUUCUGUCUGUGAUUUCGGGGGUCAUCGCGCUCACAUCACAAUUAAUCCUGGCUCGACGUGUUUCUUUGAUUGGCAUCCCACAGCGCAUCAUCGUGAUCAUUGCCAUCAUUAUCCUCGCUGCCGAGACAGCACUCGCGAGCAUCGGUACUGUCAUAGCUUUCGUUUUCGACAAACGCACAGUGGUAGCAAGCAUCACUGUGCUCGGCCUGAUCCUAGCGUUCGUCGGAGAGGCGAUGUUGUCGGUGACCUUGGUCAUGGCAUUUAGGAAAGUCCGUGCCAACCGAGAUGGGUCGCAGGAGUCGCCGCUAGACAAGUGGCAGAUGUACAUCAUCAACACUGGUGCUAUCACCUGUUUCUUCAACUUCCUCACCUUCAUCCUGGCGGCAGCGGCCCCCAACAGUCUCGCUUACAUCGCAAUGACGGUCAUCACGACUCGACUGUACGCCAAUUGCGUCCUAGCGAUGUUGAAUAGCCGCGAGAUCAAGCUGGCGGGCAUGGAGAUCUUCAUGGACCCACGUCCGCUCAUCCUCUCGAACGCCCCGCUAGACGCCGAAAAAGAGAUCUGGAACCUCCCAAAUCUAGAGCCCGAAUUCGAAUUCGUCGAGGCCAAAAUGGUGACCGACACUGACCGGAACCGCGGGUCGAUGGCUGACAAAGUCGUGCAUAUCGCCUGA
Epithele typhae is the source of this 993-nucleotide messenger RNA. RefSeq lists its product as uncharacterized. Bases 1 to 993 code for a protein of 330 amino acids. The record is from RefSeq and is a predicted model, not a curated record. The transcript has 22 exons. Lineage: Eukaryota; Fungi; Basidiomycota; Agaricomycetes; Polyporales; Epitheliaceae.